AUGGACAAUUCUAUUUUAAACGACAAACUUUCCUUUUCUCUAUGGUCCAAAUGGCAUAUUUUGGCAUGUACAGCUGCUGAAAAACUAAUCCAAAGAUAUAAUUUAAAAAAAAAAAAAUCUAUUUGCGAACUGGAAAUGCUCUACAAUUCUCUCUCUGUUUCUCCUGAACCAAUCUCUUUUGGUCUGAAGACAACAAUCAAUAGCCAAGAGAAAGUUUCCAUUUUAAAAAACCCUAACAAAUUCCAAAGAUUUCCACCAGCCAAAGUAGCCUCUACGCAGAAGUUGCAGAUUGCCGAUGAAAAAUUAAAGAAAAAAAGGCAUUUUGUGCUAGUCCAUGGAGCUUGUCAUGGAGCUUGGUGCUGGUACAAAGUUUCAACUCUGUUAAAAUUACAAGGUCAUAGCGUUACAGCUCUAGAUAUGGCUGCUUCUGGUGUACAUCCAAAGCAAGUACACGAGCUUCGCUCUUUCUCCGAUUACUUUGAGCCAUUAUUGACAUUCGUGGCGUCUCUGCCAGUAGAAGAGAAGGUGAUUAUAGUUGCUCAUAGCAUUAGUGGCAUUGGACUUUCUAUUGCUAUGGAAAGGUUUCCUGAGAAAAUUUCUGCUGGAGUCUUUGCUGCUGCUACCAUGCCUGGUCCUGAUUUUAGUUACAAAACUAUAGCACAGAAGUAUUCCAAAGCAUCCAUGUCCUCCUCUAUGGACACUCAAUAUAUAUUUGGAAAUGGCCCUGAUAAUCCUCCAACUGCUGUGCUACUUGGCCCCAACUUUUUGGCAUCCAACUAUUACCGCUUUUCUUCACCUGAGAAUUUGGCACUGGCAACAUUGUUGCUGAGACCUUUUCCUGUGUAUAGUAAACCAGCAGCUCAAAAUGAAAUUGUAAUUACUAAAGAGAGGUUUGGAUCUGUUAGUAGAAUCUUCAUAGUAUGUGAUGAAGAAAAUGAUGAUGUGCAAAGAUGGAUGAUUGAAAAUAAUCCUCCAGAGGAGGUAAAGGUAAUAUCUGGCUCUGAUCAUAUGGUCAUGUUUUCUAAACCUCAAGAUUUGUGUUCUUGCCUACGUGAGAUUGGAGAUAAAUAUUAUUGAUUUUACCGUUUGUUGAUAUGUUA
Molecule: messenger RNA, 1100 nt
Organism: Jatropha curcas
Lineage: Eukaryota; Viridiplantae; Streptophyta; Magnoliopsida; Malpighiales; Euphorbiaceae
Product: methyl jasmonate esterase 1
Biological process (GO): jasmonic acid metabolic process; salicylic acid metabolic process
Molecular function (GO): methyl indole-3-acetate esterase activity; methyl salicylate esterase activity; methyl jasmonate esterase activity
Source: RefSeq, a predicted model, not a curated record